Nyctereutes procyonoides (raccoon dog) is the source of this 1846-nucleotide messenger RNA. RefSeq names its product zinc finger protein 157 (gene ZNF157). The coding region runs from base 314 to 1831 and encodes 505 amino acids. The record is from RefSeq and is a predicted model, not a curated record. NCBI's taxonomy places the organism in Eukaryota, Metazoa, Chordata, Mammalia, Carnivora, Canidae. Gene Ontology annotation, biological process: negative regulation of transcription by RNA polymerase II. Gene Ontology annotation, molecular function: DNA-binding transcription repressor activity, RNA polymerase II-specific. The transcript has 5 exons.
GUAGACCGCAGCAUCACAGCCCUUAGGAUCCUGUGCGAGACCAGCACCCCAGAAGGGGCACUGUCGGGGUGGACAGGAAACGGAAGUGGCCCUCAGAGGACGUUUAAGUCUUGUUGGCGCGCGGCGCUAAAGCGAGUGCACGAGGUUUUAUGGCGUGACAGUCAUCAGUGAUUUUGAGGAUUUCUUGGUGUCUCUGUGGAGCUGUUGAGCUUUCUCCUUACUGGAGGCUGCGGGAUCUUCCAUUCAUUCUGAUCGCAGCCCACAUACAGACUCCCCUCCAGCUUUGGAAGGUGGUCUGAGACCCAGGGUGAACAUGCCAGCUAAUGGGAAAUCACCCCAGAGGUUCCCUGCCUUGGUUCCAGGACAGUCUGGCAGAUCAUUUGAGGUAUCUGUGUCAUUUGAGGACGUAGCUGUGGAUUUUACCCGACAGGAAUGGCACAGACUGGACCCUGCUCAGAGGACCAUGCACAAGGAUGUGAUGUUGGAGAACUAUAGCAACCUGGCAUCUGUGGGCCUCUGCGUGGCCAAACCAGAGAUGAUCUUCAAGUUGGAGCGAGGUGAGGAGCUGUGGAUAUUAGAGGAGGACUCCUCAGGCCAUUGUUACCCAGGAUCUCUCUCACUGCUGUGUGGCAACAGUUCUGUUGGGGGUAAUGCCCUCAGGCAUGAUAAUGACCUUCAGCAUCAGAAAAUUCAAACUUUGGAUCAAACUGUUGAAUAUAACGAAUAUGGGAAAGUCUUCUACAAGAAAACAGGCUUUGUUGGACACAAAAGAACACACACAGGAGUAAAAAACUUUGGAUGUCAUGAAUGUGGGAAAACUUACUGCAGGAAAUCAAAUCUUAUUGAACAUCUGAGAAUACACACAGGGGAGAGACCCUAUAAAUGUGGUGAAUGUGCAAAGACCUUUAGUGCAAGAUCAUACCUCAUUGCUCACCAGAAAACUCACACAGGGGAGAAACCCUUUGAAUGUAAUGAAUGUAGGAAGUCUUUUGGCAGGAAGUCACAACUCAUUCUACAUCAGAGAACGCACACAGGAGAGAGACCCUAUGAAUGUACUGAAUGUGGGAAAACCUUUUCUGAGAAGGCAACCCUCAUGAUUCAUCAGAGAACUCACACUGGGGAGAAGCCCUAUGAAUGUAGUGAAUGUGGAAAAACAUUUCGAGUUAAGAUAUCCCUUACACAACACCAGAGAACUCACACAGGGGAGAAACCAUAUGAAUGUGGUGACUGUGGGAAAAACUUUCGUGCAAAGAAAUCCCUAAAUCAACAUCAAAGAAUUCACACAGGUGAGAAACCAUAUAAAUGUGGUGAAUGUGGGAAAUUCUUCAGAAUGAAAAUGACUCUCAAUAAUCAUCAGAGAACUCACACAGGUGAAAAACCCUAUCAAUGUAAUGAAUGUGGGAAAUCUUUUAGGGUGCACUCAUCUCUUGGGAUACAUCAGCGAAUUCACACAGGAGAGAAACCUUAUGAAUGUAAUAAGUGCGGUAAUGCCUUCUAUGUGAAAGCACGCCUCAUUGAACAUCAGAGAAUGCAUUCAGGAGAGAAACCCUAUGAAUGUAGUGAAUGUGGAAAAAUCUUCAGUAUGAAGAAAUCCCUUUGUCAACACCAGAGAACUCACACAGGAGAGAAACCCUAUGAAUGUAGUGAAUGUGGAAAUGCUUUCUAUGUGAAAGUACGCCUCAUUGAACAUCAGCGAAUUCACACAGGAGAGAGACCUUUUGAAUGUCAGGAAUGUGGGAAAGCCUUCUGCCGGAAAGCACACCUCACAGAACAUCAGAGAACUCACAUAGGCCGGCCCUUGCCUUGUACUAUGGAGAAAGCUUCUUUGUGAAAACUCCUAUUACCA